CCUCUCUUUUACUCACUACUCACUCCCUUCACUUCCAAGAGCGAGCGAGAGCGAGAGAGUGAACGUAUAUAUUAUCCCACAUCGAUAGAGAGCCCGAAAUCAAACACCUUCUCCACUAUAAAAAUGCCUUCUUCUUUCUGUGCUGAUCAAGUUAUGAUGGUCUCCAACAGCAUCGUCUUCCCUGACAAAAAGUCAACGCUGGGUAACCUUAAGCUCUCUGUCUCCGACCUUCCUAUGCUCUCCUGCCAUUACAUCCAGAAGGGUUGUCUUUUUACUCGUCCACCAUUCCCGAUUGAUUCCGUGGUGGAGCUUUUGAAGCAAGGUCUCUCCCAAACACUCUCUCGGUUCUCCCCUCUGGCCGGGAGGUUGACGACGGAUUCUGAAGGUCACGUGUUCAUCACGUACAACGACGCUGGUGUCGACUUCAUCCACGCCAAUGCCGGCCACCUAUUCGUCCGCGACGUCCUGGGAGCCACCCAAGUGCCAGAUUGCUUCAAGGAGUUCUUCACCUUCGAUAGAACUGUCAGCUAUAUGGGCCAUUUCAAGCCCAUCUUGGCCGUGCAGGUGACGGAGCUCGCCGAUGGGAUUUUCAUCGGUUGCUCUGUUAAUCACGCCGUUAUGGACGGGACCUCGUUCUGGAACUUCUUCAACAUCUUCGCCGAUGUCUGUAGGGGCGUGAAGAGGAUAACUCGGCCUCAGCCAGACUUUACCCGAGACUCGAUUCUUAUCUCGCAGGCGGUUCUGAAAUUGCCAGAGGGUGGCCCCAAGGUCACCUUCAACGCCGACGCGCCUUUGAGGGAGCGAAUCUUCAGUUUCAGUAGGGAAGCAAUUCUGAAACUUAAAGACGUUACGAACAAAAACAACACUAACGUUGAUUGCCAGCUCAGCGCGGUUGAGAUUUUGGGGAAGCUGAGCAACGACACGUACGGGAAAAACGAUAACAAUAACGGAACUAAAGUCACAUCCAUCAUCGAGAAUUGGUUAAAAACGUCCGUUUUGACACCGAGCUCUCAAAAUAGAUUAGAUUCCACGAAAACGACAGUUGAGAUUUCUUCGUUCCAAUCCCUCUCCGCACUCCUCUGGCGCGCGGUUACACGUGCAAGGAAACUGCCGACUUCGAAAACGACGACGUUCAGGAUGGCGGUUAAUUGCCGCCAUAGGCUUCAGCCGAAACUGGAUCCAUACUACUUCGGGAACGCAAUCCAGAGCGUUCCCACCUAUGCGUCAGCCGGAGACGUAUUGUCUCGGGAUCUACGCUGGUGCGCUGAGCAGCUGAACACGAACUUGAAGGCCCACGACAGCGGAAUGGUGCGCCGCUUUGUAGAGGAUUGGGAGAGCAACCCGAGGUGUUUCCCGCUCGGAAACCCCGACGGAGCAUCGAUCACAAUGGGAAGUUCCCCCAGAUUCCCGAUGUACGACAACGAUUUCGGGUGGGGGCGACCUCUCGCGGUUCGGAGCGGCCGGGCUAACAAAUUCGACGGUAAGAUCUCGGCGUUUCCAGGAAGAGAAGGAACGGGGACCGUUGAUCUUGAGGUGGUUUUAUCACCUGAAACCAUGGCGGCUUUGGAGUCCGAUUCGGAGUUCAUGCAGUACGUAUCAAGCUAAAUUAAGUGACUUCUCUCUCUGGGUUAGUGUUUGACUUAGUUUAAGAGUUGUUUUUCUUUUUGGGAGAAAGAUGAAGGGGGUAGAAAUCGAAUGCGGCAUGGCGCACUGGUUCUUUUGUGUGUACACAUUGUAGAUGAUGGCGUGGAUUAUGUAAGGACCGUUCGAUUUGUGCUUCUGGGUUUUACUGUGUAUUUAGUAAUUAAAUAAGGAUGGGUUGGACGGUGUUGAUUAGGUCCCGGUAGAUGGGGAAUGUUUCUACUUUUUGUGACAUAAUUUUCUACUUUGAAAUAUAAUCAAGUCUUUUUGUUCUAAUAUUA
Humulus lupulus (European hop) is the source of this 1922-nucleotide messenger RNA. RefSeq lists its product as uncharacterized. Bases 124 to 1605 code for a protein of 493 amino acids. The transcript has a single exon. Lineage: Eukaryota; Viridiplantae; Streptophyta; Magnoliopsida; Rosales; Cannabaceae. The record is from RefSeq and is a predicted model, not a curated record.